Molecule: messenger RNA, 1335 nt
Organism: Geodia barretti
Lineage: Eukaryota; Metazoa; Porifera; Demospongiae; Tetractinellida; Geodiidae
Source: the annotation of a GenBank genome assembly
AUAUACCUACUUUACCACUGGGAUGCCGGAUCCAAGGAUCCCAUUAGCUAUAUCGAUCCCAUGACUAGCCUCAUAUACCAAUCAAUCUUACAGUCUCCUAAUUUUCGAGUGAAGAUGUACUAACUACAUAUCUAAAACCCCUACUAGGAAGAGGAUGGCUGUUUAUGUCACUGCUCCUCCCAAUGGCAAAACCCUUUCCUACUACGCUGCUGGAACUUUUACAACUCAAGCAAUGCCUAUAACGUUACAUCUGUAGUGGCAUAGUAUGCCUACAACAUGGAGGAUGGUGACGACAUGGCCUACGCUACUCCAGGCCACGCUGAAGACCACGAUUUCAUGACAGCUUUUUUCUCAAACCAAGACCAUAAUGCAUGAACAAGGCAAUUGGUGAGACAUAGGGGAUGGGCAAGCACCAAAAAAGGAGAGAAGAAAAUAAAGAAUGGUUUCAUAGUGAAGCCACACAGACUGCUGAUGUGUAGGAAAUGCACAAGUUCAGUGAUGACAAUGCUGGAACAGAUGGUGAAACUUACAUGGAGGAACACUUCAACGACUUUCUUCAACAAGCACAAAAGAAUGAAUUUUCUGAAGAGGAUGGCCCAAAAUUCACCGAAGAGGAUGAGACUGAGGGGAAAGUUUUGAACGGUGACCAGCCAGUGUUUCAGUUUUUUGGCAGUGAGGACGGAGACCUCAUCACAGAAAAUUUCAAUGAGUUCCCUGAAGACGACCUGUUUGCAGAUAUGCAGGACAGUGGGGACCCAGAGUGCGAGGAAUGGAAGAAGAAGAUGAACGAGUCCCAGGCCAAGUUGAAACAGGAAGGGAGGGUGCUUCAGGCUGUGGUCAAUGACACUGAGAAAGAGGUGGAAGUCUACGAAGCCGACCAAGCAAUAGACUGCUCAAUGAAUUGCUCUCUUGUGUGCAUUCCAAGUGACGCUGGCGAAACAUGCGUGGAAACGAAGAAUGGAACAUGUGUAGCCAGGGAGCCCAAGAUUGAAGACUGUGCAAGGAAAAUGCCAGACCCAGAUUGUCAAGCAAAGGAGGCUGAGUGUAAGGGAAAGAAGAGACCUGAGGCUGAUAAAAUGUCUGACCAGGAGAAAAAGCAAGAUAAAAGCCAAUCAGAGUUUAAAAAAUUUGAAAACCAAAUGCUGGAUGUUACAAAAGGCAUACCUGAAAAAUGCAAAACUCUGCGUUUUUAAUGAACGGGUAUGUCAAGUUGAAGUGUAUGAACACAACUAACAUUGUAGAAUAUUAUUAGAAGGUAGAAUGAGUGGAAGUAGAGUGACUUUUAGUAAUUUGCAACGUAAAAACUGCAGUUUUUUUGGACUUGACAUGCUAAGC